Molecule: messenger RNA, 996 nt
Organism: Linnemannia hyalina
Lineage: Eukaryota; Fungi; Mortierellomycota; Mortierellomycetes; Mortierellales; Mortierellaceae
Source: the annotation of a GenBank genome assembly
AUGGGUCGCGUAUCUGAAACCGUCAAGUACAGGCCCGGCAGAAAGACCCGCACUGCCUCCAACAUAGCCACCACCGGAGACAACAUCCCCAUUCAGAGCGAGAGGCAACGCGCGCGUAUCGCUUCUGAAAUGGCCGAGUCAUUGGCAGUACCAGUACCCUGUGAUAGCAGCUUGAUGGUCAGCCUAGAGGAGCCAGUGAACAGAGUCGUUUCACCCAUACCCAUCGCUCGGGAAGAGAGCAAGGAGGCAGAUGCCACCACAGUUAGUUUCACGGCACUUCCAGAACGUCCUAUGUGCUGGACGGCGACCAGGUAUUAUGGUAUCGAGUCGAGCAUGCGUUGGCGCGAGGGAGUCGACCCGAUCCAGAAGCGGUUCUCGUCCUCGAACGGUUCGUGGCGGUGUCAAGACCGGUUUGCGGUGUUUUUCCGUCCUGGAGAUGACAUUGGACCAGACCAGGUUGUGAAGAAGACCUUUUGGAGCGAAGCCUGGCCAUAUCCCAUCGAGACCAUCCUGUACGGUACCACAGCAACGACAUCCACCCCAUCCUCCACAACAACAGCUUCCACCACAGCCAUCGCCGCCAGUAGCAGCAAGAACGGUGGGCUGAAUCGGUAUUCUUCAACGAGGGGCAUGGAGACGAGUGAAGGAGAGCGGACAGGUGGUUAUCGGUCAGACCAUGAGGGUGACCGGCAGAUCUCGCGUGGAAGGACGGGUUCUCGCCAGUACUCGGCCGGCGAGAAUGUGCUGAAGACGGCGGCGUCGUUCCCUUCGAGUGGCCGCAGCCGCGAUCCGCGGUAUAUUACGUCGGAGGGCGUCUCGAAGAUUGCCAAGGUGACGAUUCCGAUGCCGGAUGUGGCGAUUGACCAGAUGGAGUUGGUCAAGGCGCCGGUCAAGGUUGAGCUGUGUAUCUAUAUUCUCGAAUCCCCUCUCCGCGUGAACGCGACCGCGACGCUCCUGGGCAGGACUGUUGAAGGCACGACGGAGCUCUACGUUUAG